GAAGCAGGAUCCAUCAUUCUAAACGCACCUAGGAAUUUUUGCACUAUAAAUUACUUCGCAUCAAAUCCUUCAACCUUUAAAUCUUAAGGCUUCAAUUGCGUCAUAUUGCCCUAUAUUUUUCAGCGCCGCGGGAUAUUCCGACUGUGCUGUUCUAUCCAAGAUGUCAAUUUCAAAGCCUUCAGAAAUCAAUUCGCAGGCAACAUUUGAGCCAAUGCCAGAGCAGCUCUUUACCCAAUGCGCAACUUUCAGAAUUAAUGGGGGCUGCAAGCGGAGUGCCCAUCUCUGGCUAAAUCACCUCAAGCAAACUGAAUUGAGCGAGCAAUCUCAUAUUCCAAAUAUUGCGCUCCCUCCAGCAUCGAGUCAAAAAAUGGAGGAAUAUUGGAUGCGACUUGCUCUUGUGAUCUGUGAUGAUGGGGCGGCACUAGGGAUCAAGGUGCCUCUCAUUAUCCAAGUUAUUGAAGCGGAACGCCGGCGUUUGACGGUGUGCCAGAAUCGAGCUCAACAAUGGUGCUUUACCCGGCGGAAUAAAGUCACAGCUGCUUUUCAAGUUUUUGUAUACAGAGCGGCGUGCAAUGCUUUGCAGUUGGCGACGGACAUUUUACGAAGCGGCAUCCAUCCAAGCGCAGAUUAUUUUAUGAGCAGCGCCGCACGAUUUGAGCGCUGCCACUUCGAUAGAGCUCCAAUAACAAUUCGCAUUCACAAUCACAAUCAACUCUAGAGCGCUUGAAAAGCUUGCACCUUGUCUUGAAUCUAGUGCACGAAGGCUUUGAAUCGGCUUGGAAGGUCCAAUUAAGUGAAUGGGGCGGUUGGGGCAGCGAAAAUUUGAAAUAUAUUGGUAUAUAAUAAGAUUAAUUCCACUUCUGAAAAAUUGACUCCCA
This is a messenger RNA of Botrytis cinerea B05.10, 878 nucleotides long. RefSeq lists its product as hypothetical. The transcript has 3 exons. NCBI's taxonomy places the organism in Eukaryota, Fungi, Ascomycota, Leotiomycetes, Helotiales, Sclerotiniaceae. The coding region runs from base 161 to 718 and encodes 185 amino acids. The record is from RefSeq and is a predicted model, not a curated record.